This is a messenger RNA of Gongylonema pulchrum, 447 nucleotides long. The record is from the annotation of a GenBank genome assembly. NCBI's taxonomy places the organism in Eukaryota, Metazoa, Nematoda, Chromadorea, Rhabditida, Gongylonematidae.
AUGCCGUUAACAUUUGAGAGAGUUAAGCCAGAGUUAACAGCAGUCGAAAAGCAAAAAAGUGGCAUGUGGAAAGGCGGCUUUUAUAGAACGUUGCUCAAUGACAUUGCAAGGGACGGUGACGCAAUUAAAACCGAAAAAAAGGAAAUAAAGCAGGAGAUUAAGGAUCCAGAUGAUACGGAAAGCAUUAAAACUACUACUUCACGUGAUCAUGCAAAAAAGCUCUCUGCUUUGCGAAAAAGCAGCGAAAAAGAUGAUAUGCUUCCUGCACUACCGAGUUGUAGCAGUCCAAAGAAAAAGUCCAUCUAUUCAGAUGCUUCCGAUGACGAGCCGGAAAUAAGCAACGAAGGCCCAGUACAGCUGAAGCCUGGACUGAAUAUUCUGGUUUCUUUUUCGCCCAAAUUUGCGAAAUUUUGCUGUUACUUAGAUGAUUGUGGCUUGCCUUUUUAA